UUUUAUAGUUUUUGAGUUUAAUUCUCAUUUUUAUUCUUUUCUGAAGAGUCUCAAGUUUUCGAAGCCUCAGUUUUUUUCAUAUCCUCUUAUGUUAGCUAACUCCUAUUUCAAUGAAUGUUUUAUUGGUUCGAAAGUCAUUUGAGGUCCUUUCGGUGUUAAAAUUGUUGAGCAUUCUAUUCUGCUUAAAUUAUUUUUUUAUAAUUUUAUAACAACAGAACCCCUUCAAUUUUUUUAAAAUUUUAUUUUUAUAGAUGAAGUAAAUAAAAUUUUAUCUCAUCCAACUAUGCCUGUUACAAUAACGGCUGGUGAAAAUAGAAAAAUUCGUUUCUUUGAUAAUAAUACGGGCAAAAUUAUUUGCUCUACAAUGGCGCAUGUUGAAGGAGUAUCAACUUUAGCAAUAGAUCCAAACGGUUUAUAUAUGUUAAGUGCUUCACAUGAUGGUUCUGUUCGGUUUUGGAAUGCUGAAAAGAAAAUUUGUUUGCAGAAAUUUGGUUCUGGUGUUAUGGCUGUAGCAUUUCAUCCUUCAAGGCAAAUGAUCGGUUCUGCUGGAGCUGAUGGGUUGGCUAAGGUGGGGGGGAAAUUUGUUUAUCUAAUUUUAGUGGAAUUCCCUUUGAUUUUUCAUUUAGUCUCGGAAAUUAAAGAAAACCCUGUAAAAAUUAAUAAAAAUAAGUGA
Messenger RNA from Meloidogyne enterolobii, 673 nucleotides. The record is from the annotation of a GenBank genome assembly. NCBI's taxonomy places the organism in Eukaryota, Metazoa, Nematoda, Chromadorea, Rhabditida, Meloidogynidae.